Molecule: messenger RNA, 594 nt
Organism: Cornus florida
Lineage: Eukaryota; Viridiplantae; Streptophyta; Magnoliopsida; Cornales; Cornaceae
Product: G-type lectin S-receptor-like serine/threonine-protein kinase At1g11300
Exons: 3
Coding region: 1-594 (197 amino acids)
Biological process (GO): protein phosphorylation
Molecular function (GO): protein kinase activity
Source: RefSeq, a predicted model, not a curated record
AUGAAAUUUGAAGAGCUACCUCUAUUCAGUUUUGAGAGACUGGCAAAUGCAACAGACAAAUUUGAUGUGGCCAAUAAACUCGAACAGGGUGGUUUUGGUCCAGUGUACAAGUUCAACUCAAAUAAUUUUACUCUAUGGGUUGUAAUGACACAAUGCAGCGGCUAUAUGUCCCCUGAAUAUGCAAUGGAAGGGCGAUUCUCGGAAAAAUCUGAUGUCUUUAGCUUUGGAAUAUUGUUAUUAGAGAUUGUAAGUGGGCGGAAGAACACUAGCUUUUAUCACGAUGAGCACUCUUUAAGCCUUCUAGGAUUUGUAACAUGGAAGUUGUGGAAUGAGGAUGGGAUUGUAAUGCUAAUUGAUCCGACCAUUUCUGAUCCAUGCUUCGAAGUGGAGAUCUUGAGAUACAUACAUGUAGGUCUGUUAUGUGUCCAAGAAUUCACCAGAGAUAGGCUAACUAUUUCUACUGCUCUCUCAAUGUUUAGUAGUGAAAUUGCAAAUCUUCCAACUCCAAAGCAACCUACCUUUACUGAAAAAGAGAUUCUCCCAAAUAAAAGCUCUCCUGCAAACGUCACUGUUACAGUCAUUGAAGGCCGUUAG